UCCUCCUCAAACCUGCAGACCAGCCAGGUGCCUGUCACUUGUCGGCUUUAUUGUACAUGCAUGCCGCAUUUCACACCAGUGUAUUUAAUUGACUCUUUCCUGAGAGGCAAGAACUUUUUAAAUGGUUAUCUGCAGAGCCGUCUCACCGCCCAGACAGCUUUUACAUACUUAGAGAAGGAGAGCAGAGACAGAGAUAAUUUGCACAACUCUCUGAUGUGAAGACAGUGGAAGAGUUACUGUAUGUAUGAAUGUUACAGCCUAAAAACAAAUCAUGCUUAUUGUGAAUUCACAUUGAAUAUCUGAAAUAGUCACAGCAGAGCUAAUAAUGGUGUCCAUAAAAUAUGUGAACUGAGCAGAGCCAGCUCUUAACUGCUCAGUAGUGUUUGUUUAUUUCAUUGUUUUCUUAAACGUAUUCCUGCCCAGAAUUCAGAAAUAAUAGUUUGAUGAUUAAUGGGACUUUUACAAAGUGACAGUUCAUAUCAUGUUCCGUAAACAGAAGGGUGACACACAUGAACAGCACGAAAAAGUUUGCUUGUUAGUUUCCUGCUCAAAUAGGAGGCUCCCCAGUCACAAAGUCAAUCUCCUCCCUGUCUCUAACCUGUUCAGGGAUUUCCCCCGGUCUUUAGACACAACACUACGCCAUUCUACUGUAGUUUCACCAUAUGUGAGUCAGAUGGAAUAAUUGCAUUCACUGGAAAUAAUAACAGCAGAUCACAGGUUAUGGAUUUAAAAAUUAAAUACGUUACAUAUGUCUGUGCCGCUCACAGACAGCCUUUCCUCUGCCAGUCAAGGUGUCCAAAACAAACAAGGGAAUUGUCAUUUUAGUUGUAUCAAGGCAGGCAGCAUUGCUGUGUUACACUCUGUAUGUCUGAGUGUUUGAAAAUUAAAUAGAUUUUAAAUAGCUUACUUCAUUUAGUAAUAUAUGUAAUUGAUAAAGGUGAAUGGUUUCUCUAAGAACAAAAAUUCUGUAGGGACUUGUAGUGUGUCUGAGGAAAAGUUCAGUAAUCUAAGUGAUCUGAGGAUGGUGUAUUAAACUGCUAUAUAACGUAUAUAAUAGCCUACCAGGACUGCAUUAACUCAGUAGGGGGCUAAAUCAGCCGUGGGCCCCUUUUGACCCAAUGUUUUUAUUAAUUUAGUUUGAAAAAGGAAUAUGCACCGUGUACAUUUUGACUUAAGCACACAAACUGAUGUGCACGUAAUACAAUUUGCCCUGCUUGUGGAACUGUUAAUUUCUGUUUCUUAUGCUUCGGUGCCUGAAAGGAGGCUUUGACAGAUUGUCAAACAAAUCCAGGAGGAGCAAUGCGGAUUCUGUCCUGGUCAUGAAAAAGUGGACAAGCUCUUUACCCUUGAAGGUUAUUAGAGGGGUCAUGGCAGUUCGCCCAUUUAGUCUACACAUAUAUUGUGGGUUGGAGAAGGCAUACAACCCCCGGAGAGUCCUGUGGGGCCAGGGUACGGAAGUGUGGGGUCGUUCUUAUACAAGAGUGUCUGGUUUUGGCUUCUCUGCUCUUUGCAGAUGAUGUGGUUGUGUUGGCUUGACCUUGAGUGGAGCCCCUGCCCCCUCACAUCAAAAGUAGUUGAGGUGGUUCGAGCAUCUUAUAAGGAUGCCUCCUGGGUGCAUUUCUUAGGAGGUUUUCCGGGCAAGUCCAACUGGUAGGAGACCCAAAGCAAGCUGGAGAGAUUGUAUCUGGACUACCUUGCUUAGUCUGCUGCCACCGUGACCCAGAAAAUAUAUGAUUUCAGUUUUAUCACAAAUUUUUUUUUUAAAUGUAAGAAUCUCAUGAGGAUCUCAAUAUUACCUGGUUACAAAAAUGCAUCCUUCAUACUCGUGAAAUUGUAUCCUAGAUGCAACUUGCUAUACACGUUUUUACAUUCAUAUAUGUUUGAAACGUUUGAAUGCCGAUAACGGUGGAAAUACACAAUUCCUCAGUCUUCUUUCUGUUUUUCGACCAGGGGGUUUAUUUGCGUUCAAGUCGUUAACACCUAUGUUUCCGGCAGUACUUGAAGGUGUCACUAGUCCCUCCUCCCUUCGUCGCGCGCUGACGCGGCUGCGCGUUACAGCGUUGCUGGUGCGACUGGAAAGUUUGUAUCACUCGUCUAUGUUGGCUGAGAUAUCACUGGAUAAUGUCAUAUCCCGCGGUAGACGGUCUGUUUCGGAAAUUGUGCCGGUAACGGAGAGAAAGGGGUCAGGGCGGACAUGGCCAGUGCAGACGCGCAUCAUCACCGAGCUGCCGAGCCGCGGGUCUGGGGUCAGUUUGUACCGAAGCUAAACGGAGUCCCAGCAGUCGUACACUGCGUACUGGCCUAACCACCAUCAACGGUAACAACUCCUCCAGAGAGAGACCGCUCAACAUGAUGCUCCCACUCUAACAAGAGGACAAUUCUUAUAUCUGGAUUGGAUUUAUCGGUCACCGCCAUCAACAUGUCUGACCAGAACUACUAUUGGACCGUGUUGCCGAGCUACAAAACUAGUUUUGUGACUGGGGCCAUGAUGAAAAGGUCGAAAAGUUCCCGUAACAACAAGAGAAGGAGUUUGGCUGUCGGGACCCCGUCGCCCACGCUCUCCCGGCCUCUUUCACCUCUCCCACUUGCCACAGCUGGCAGCAGCCCUUCAGAAAGCCCCAGAAAUGUUUCUGCCAGCACCUCGGCCAACUUCCAGUUUGCCCGCAGCCAACUGGCACGCAAUGAAAGAGUGGACGGGCGAAGGUGGUCUGUGGCGUCGGUCCCCUCGUCUGGAUACUGCACCAAUGCACCCAGUUCAUCAGUAUCCUCCUCUUCUUCCCAGGAGUUACUGCACCAGUUGCCCUUCCAGCCCACGCAAGAUGAUCUCCACUUCCUGUUCAAACAUUUCCGGAGCACGGAGAGUGUGGCGGACGAAGAAGGAGCACAUGCCUCGCCUCCCGCCAGGCUCCGCUCUCGCAGUCUCAGCCCUGGACGGACCUGUGGAACAUUUGACAACGAAAUUGUCAUGAUGAAUCAUGUCUACAAAGAACGCUUUCCCAAGGCGACAGCCCAGAUGGAAUGUCGGCUGCUCGACACCAUUGCAGAGUUAUCCCCCGGCACUACUCUGCCCCUAGCUGACGGGGUGCUGGGAUUCAUUCAGCACCAGUUGGUGGAGCUCGCCAGAGACUGUCUGGACAAGUCUCAGAAAGGCCUGGUCACCUCCAGGUACUUUGUGGAGCUGCAGGAGAAACUGGAGAAGCUGCUGCACGAGGCGUAUGAGCGAUCAGAGAGCGAGGAGGUGACCGUCAUCACCAAAUUGGUCAAGAAGAUUCUCAUCAUCAUCUCGAGGCCGGCCAGGCUCCUGGAGUGUCUGGAGUUUGAUCCCGAGGAGUUCUACCAACGGUUGGAGGCUGCAGAGGGUCAAGCCAAGGUGGGCCACGGCAUCAAGACUGAUAUUCCCAAAUACAUCAUCAGCCAGCUCGGCCUCACCAGGGAUCCCUUGGAAGAGAUGGUUCAUCUGGAGCAGACGAGUCCGGUUCACAGAGCGGCCAGCAGAGAGUCUGAUGACGCGGGAGAGGCAACAUCUCAGAGCCGAGCAGGCUCCACCCCUCCUCGUAGGAAACCACUGGAGAGCGACUUUGAGACUAUCAAGCUCAUUAGCAAUGGCGCCUAUGGGACUGUGUUUCUGGUGCGCCACAAGGACACCCGUCAACGCUUUGCCAUGAAGAAGAUCAACCGGCAGAACCUGAUGCUUAGAAACCAAAUCCAGCAGGUGUUUGUGGAGCGAGACAUCCUCUGCUUUGCUGAAAACCCAUUUGUGGUUUCUAUGUUCUGCUCCUUUGAGACACGGAGGCACCUCUGCAUGGUCAUGGAGUAUGUGGAAGGUGGGGAUUGUGCCAACCUAUUGAAGAACAUUGGUCCUCUGCCUGUGGACAUGGCUCGGAUGUAUUUUGCGGAGACUGUCCUGGCUUUAGAGUAUCUUCACAACUACGGCAUCGUACACCGAGACCUGAAACCUGACAAUCUGUUAAUCACCUCCCUGGGACACAUCAAGCUGACAGACUUCGGGCUGUCAAAGAUCGGACUAAUGAACAUGACCACCAACUUGUAUGAAGGACAUAUAGAAAAGGAUACCAGAGAGUUCAUCGACAAACAGGUGUGCGGCACUCCAGAGUACAUUGCUCCAGAGGUGAUCCUGAGGCAGGGCUAUGGGAAGCCAGUGGACUGGUGGGCUAUGGGUAUCACCCUCUAUGAGUUCUUAGUGGGCUGUGUGCCUUUCUUUGGAGACACACCAGAACAGCUCUUUGGUCAGGUGGUCAACGAUGACAUCAUCUGGCCUGAGGGGGAAGAUGCUCUGCCAGCUGAUACGCAGGACCUCAUCACCAGACUGCUGAGACAGAGCCCUCUGGAUCGUUUGGGAACAGGUGGAACCACGGAGGUGAAGAUGCACAUGUUCUUCUCGGGUUUGGACUGGAACGGCCUCCUGAGACAGAAAGCUGAAUUCAUACCUCAACUAGAGACUGAGGACGACACCAGCUACUUUGACACCCGAUCAGAGCGCUACUGUCACCUGGACUCAGAUGAUGAUGACGAUGAUGAAACCAACGAUGAUGAAUCAUCUCUGGAACUUCGACAGUUCUCCUCUGUGGCCCACCGCUUCAGCAAGGUGUACAGCAGCUCAGAGCACCUGUCCACCUCCACGCCGUCCAACCAGAGCCUGUCGUCGUCGUCAGAGCGAAGCCACAGCGAGGAGAAGGAGGAGCGGUGGGAGGGAAAGGGAGUCCUCUCCCCUGGCGAUGGACACAAACACUUGGCCAGUGGAGACAGGAGGACAGAUGGACACAGGGGGAGGUGGGAGCAUGAAACUCUGCGUCCUCGUGCUUCGUCCAGCUCCUCCCAGUCAGAGCGCAGUGCCAGCCCACUGGUGAUGAACAGCACCCAGAGCCUCGACAUCAUGCCUCGCUUCGCCAUCUCUGCCGAGGAGGAAGACGGGAUGGUUUCCAACUUGCGGCGCAUUCGGCUCCGAAGCAACAGCACAGGCACCAGGCCAUCCUUCCGAAGAGGGGCGUCCCGGCGCAUCUCCCACCAGCUGGAGACCCCAGAGAAACCCAGGCCCUCAGCUGGAAAAGUCCCCAAGUCCGCCUCUGUCUCUGGCCUGUCCCUCAUCAUCACCCCAGAUGACUCAGCAGGUCCUCCUACGAGCCCCAAAUCCUCCUUGUCCCUGUCGUCCAAUCCCUCGUCCAGAGACUCGUCCCCCAGCAGGGACCUCUCCGUGAGCAUCAGCUGCCUCAGGCCUCCUGUGGUCAUCCACAGCUCUGGGAAGAGGUUUGGAUUUGCGUUGCGAGCUAUCAGAGUCUACAUGGGAGAUAGUGACGUCUACACGGUUCACCACAUGGUCUGGUGUGUUGAGGAAGGCAGUCCAGCACACGAGGCAGGACUGAGAGCCGGUGACCUCAUCACUCACGUCAACGGGGAGUCGGUCCAGGGACUCGUCCACACCGAGGUGGUGGAGCUCCUGCUCAAGAGUGGAAACAGGGUGACCCUGCAGACUACUGCACUGGAGAACACUUCUAUCAAGGUGGGCCCUGCCAGAAAAGCGAGCUACAAGGCCAAGAUGGCCCGACGCAGCAAGAAGAGCAAAAGGAAGGACGGACAGGACAGCCGGCGACGUAGCAUCUUGAAGAAGCUGUCUAAGCACACACCUCCUCCGCCCAUGCAGAGCAGUCGUAGCUUCUCUUCGGGUUUCCACCAGUCAUCCAGCGACAGCCUCUCCGGCUCCCCCACGCAGAGUCUCUCUCCUGGGCCUUCUACGCCUUGUCGCUCUCCUGCUCCUGAUCACUCCGGAGAUUCAAGUUCCUCUCCUUGCUCCAGCUCCCCUAACUCGCCGGUCCCACAGGCCCGUCCCAGUUCCCUACAUGUCUUGGGUCGCUACACCAAAGCCGGGCGCUGCAAGUCCACCACCAGUAUCCCUCCUUCACCGCUGGCCUGCAUCCCCCCUCCUCAGCCCCUCUCUCCCCAGUGCUCUCCAUCUUGCCUCCCCAGUCACCCCAAGUCUCUACAGGGUUUCCAUGGCAAGACGUUGUCCCCUCCCACUAUCACACGCCAUUCUGUGCGUCCCCGCAGUGCAGAACCGCCGCGGUCACCGCUCCUCAAGAGGGUCCAGUCGGCAGAGAAGCUGACGGGAGACAAGAUGACGGGGGGGUACCACGGAGAUAGGAAGGCCUACAGCACCCGUCGCCACACCAUGGAGGUGCCUCUGUCUGAAGGGGAGGGGCUGGAGGACUUGGAGGGGGACACCGCCACCGGGUUCGUCUGUGUCGGUGAGCAUGGCCGCCAGGGUCUGUACAUAGGAGGGCAGCGAGGCCACCAGGACGCAGCCAGUGGAGGCGGCGAGCAUUACCGCGCUACCGCCUCGCCACAACACCGCGGUGGCAACCACCACUCCAAUGAGGUGGUGGUGAUGAGGAAGCUGGCGCUGUCGGAGCGAAGGGACUCCUUCAAGAAACAGGAGGCCGUGCAGGAAGUGAGUUUCGAUGAUUUGGAGGAGAGAGAGGCAACGCCGAGCCCAACGCUUCCUGUCACGCAGCAGAAAGCGUUCAAGGCGUCCUGGAUCAACUCGGCCCAGUCAGAAUCCGAUGUGAAGCUGGAAGGAAGUGGAUCACAGGGUACAAAAACACCUCAGAAAGCCAAGUCGAAAGACAAAGGGUUUUAGUCUUUGACCUGCUACUGUACUUGCAUAUGAAGGCCUUGCAUGUGUGUCCAGAAGACUGUGACCAAGUCCCAAAUCAUCACAAGCAACUGCUUGAAGACGGAAGAACAAAUUAACAUUGAUGUAUCUCAGUAAUAUAUGCAUCCUGCAACACUAACAGAAUAGUGACUGCUAAACUAUGUUUACUUCCUCGUUGCUUGUUUUCACCCUCGGUUCUCAAAUCACUGUGGCACCUGUAACUGAUGUAAUUUGUAAAUAUUUUUGUUUUAAAUGAAGAAACCUAUUUAUGACUUUUUAUGUUGAAAAUGCCUUGGACGCUUCAGCUGCUCUUAGUUCAGGAAAGGCACAAGAGAAAAGCCACACACAUACUCUGUGUGGUUUUACAGCAGGUGCAGAAGAAGAGGGCAGGUAAACAUCAGUAAAUAUCGUACCAUAUUUCUUUUAUACCUCAAUGCCUGCCUACAACUGGGUGUUGUUUCAUGUUCAGAUUGGGUCUUUGAAACAAACUGGCAGUGUUUGUCUUGCAACAUAUAAUGUAUAUUAUAGAAUCUCUGCCUCUCUGUCACACGGGUUGUGGAGGCAACCAUUUGAACUAAGCGAUCCCAAAGUUAGGCCUCGUAUGAACAUUUCUUUUGAAGGAUAAAAAAUAUCAACGUUCUUAAUACUUGGAAGUCUAGCUGUGGUGCCAAAGUAUGGUUUAGCCAUCGGAACCAUUUGAAAAGAGGUACUGUAGUUGUAUAUAAGAAGCUUCAUGCAUGCAUGGGCUCUACUUUCACUUCCUGUCCGUCCUGUAAAACAGUGUGUCCCUCCUCUAGCAGAGGUUUGAAUCAUGACCUGCUCAACACACAGGUCUGUAGAUAAAGCUUCGUGACUCCAUGAAACCGGGCUGUUGUCGCCGUCCUCUUAAUACCUUUGUUGAAUCAAGCCCCCGUCCAGCUCCAUAACCUAGUCUAGCUGAAGUGUUUGCACAAGUCAUAGUAGCCGUAUAACAGUUAGAGCACAUUCAUGUUUCAGGACGACUUCCUUCUGCGUAGGAUUCAAAAAUUGUACAGUGGAUGCAACAAACUUGUUCCCGUUGGCUUGUUUUCUUUUAAUGCGUGUUAUGAAUGAAUGUUUACAUUUUAGUGCAAAUCUGUGUGUGGACUUGUCAUGGUUUUUAGUUAAAUUAUUAUCAAAAAAAUGAAUGAAAUUCAACCCGAGGCCCUGAGUGGAUGAAGGACUGAGUGGAGGGGGUCUCCUUUUGUAUGUUUUGAUAUGGAAACAGUUGUGUUGCAGUACUAAUAGCCUAUGCUGUUGAUGUGUGUCGUAUAAACAAUGGUGGACCUUAUAACAGCUGUUGGUGGUUUUUGAAAGUGACCUUGUAAGGGUAGAUGGACUCAGAUAUGUUGUGUAAUGUGACGGGGUCCUAAUCUCAUGUUGCGACCAGCCUCAAAGCAUUGUGCAUGCUUCACAUCCCAGUAGAAUAUUCCCACAAUUUUAAAACAUAUUUUACUUUUUCUUUAAAUGCUCUUGGAAGUUAUAAACCCAAAGGGCCUUGAAUUCUUAAAUGUGAUGCCCAGUAACAGAUUUGAGCUUUAAAAUUAGAGUUUUGUUAAGAAAUGUUCACAUACAGGAUUUGGUUUGCAGCUCUGUAUUCUUUAUUUUAUACUUUUGUGGCCAUUUUGAAUCUGUUUCUUAUUGUUUUCAUUCAGUUCAACCGUUUGCAUCAGUAACCAAAAAAUGCUUCCGGUCUCGUUUCAAAGGAAAAACUUUUGUUUUGUGUUCUUAAAUUUUAUGAUGGCACACAUUUGUAUUUUUGCCUAAUUGAGGGAACUGUUAAUAUGGGAAUUCAUAACGGAUGUUUAGCACAUACUAAGCCUUGGAAGGUGGUGAUAGAUUGUGUGAGUUAGAAGUUUGUUCGUCUGCUUAGCGGAAACUAAACGGUGUGUCUGUAUAGGAUUUAUCCCUGAAUUUCUGAUGCAAUAUACAUCUUGGUAUGUUCUUUUGACUUGAUGUUUUUAUUUUUUACCCCAACCAACCAGUCUUAGUAUCUCUUGACCCUAAGUUGUAUCAUCAUUUUAUACUUUUCUUAAGUGAAGACUGGAGAUCUCAGCAGCAGUCCAUACCAGCGGUCAGAACGACUCUUCUCUCUGUUUUUGCCAGCCUGUGUGUGAUAAACUCCAUGUCUUCACAACUUGUCCUCCUCCGUCUUGUUUUUCUUCCACGCUCGUUUUAGUGUAUUAAAAAGUUGUCGCUCUCCAUUCGACCCCUUGUCCCCAAAUGUCAAACUGGCCUUUAUGAAAUAUCUGAUGCAGACUGGUGUGACAUUGUUUUUUUUUAUUGUCUUAACAGUGCUUGAAAUAAAUGCAUUACAAAGGGACUACGAAGUCCAGGACCACAAA
Molecule: messenger RNA, 9030 nt
Organism: Anarrhichthys ocellatus (wolf-eel)
Lineage: Eukaryota; Metazoa; Chordata; Actinopteri; Perciformes; Anarhichadidae
Gene: mast3a
Product: microtubule associated serine/threonine kinase 3a
Exons: 27
Coding region: 2420-6652 (1410 amino acids)
Biological process (GO): intracellular signal transduction; peptidyl-serine phosphorylation
Molecular function (GO): magnesium ion binding; ATP binding; protein serine/threonine kinase activity
Source: RefSeq, a predicted model, not a curated record